AUGCAUUCAGCCUCCCGAUACAUGAGAUCCGGACUAGCCCAAUCAACAUUAAAAGUGUAUGACUCUGCAUGGUCCUAUUUCUCAUCAUUCUGUUUCACCUACUCUGUUCCCAUGUUUCCCAUAAAAAUUUCUAUUGUAUGCGCUUUCUUGGUCCACUGCUUUGAGUCUCGGAAGAUGCAACCUUCUUCUAUCAAAGGCCUUUUAGCAGGAGUACAGUUCCACCUGCAGUGUUUGGAUCCAUCUGCCGGCAGCCUGCUUGGAAACCCUUCAAUCCAGCUCCUGCUGAACGGAUUUAAGAAAGAGAAACCCAAAGGCCAAGAUAUCCGUCUUCCUUUCACUGUACCUCUCUUGCAUAAAUUAAUCACGCAUUUGAAAAAGGGGUGUUUUGGGCCAUAUUCAGACUUACUUUUGGAAACAGUCUUUCUCACAGCUUUUUAUGGUUUCCUUAAAGGUGGAGAAUUUACUACUCACACUAAACAUUUCGACCCUUCUCACGACCUCUCCAUAGCCGACGUUACAGUUCACAGUCACCAUUUCAGUGUCUUUCUUAAACAUUCCAAGACAGAUAGAGACAGGAAAGGGACCACUGUUCUCAUAGCUCAAACUAAUUCUCCUUUCUGUCCAUUUGCCUCAAUGACCCGCUACCUGAAAAGCCGUCCCCGAGCCAGCCAGCACGAGCCGCUGUUUGCCACGGAGAAAGGGGAACCCAUGACCAAAGCCUGGUUCGCUACCCGCCUCCGCCUCCUCUGCCAGUCCUGCGGACUUCCUCCAGAUCGCUACAUGGCUCAUUCUUUUCGCAUAGGCGCAGCUACAACUGCAGCUAUGACGGCUCCAGUGUCCACCCUCAAAGCCAUGGGCCGAUGGUCGUCUGCCGCGUAUGAACGCUAUCUGCGCCCGGAGGCCCGGGACAUUCUAGAAGCUCAGAAAACCAUGAGUAACCAUAACUUGGCACAUAGAUGGAAUUAA
Xyrichtys novacula (pearly razorfish) is the source of this 966-nucleotide messenger RNA. Lineage: Eukaryota; Metazoa; Chordata; Actinopteri; Labriformes; Labridae. The record is from the annotation of a GenBank genome assembly.